Molecule: messenger RNA, 886 nt
Organism: Leguminivora glycinivorella
Lineage: Eukaryota; Metazoa; Arthropoda; Insecta; Lepidoptera; Tortricidae
Exons: 2
Coding region: 31-771 (246 amino acids)
Source: RefSeq, a predicted model, not a curated record
UUAACCUCUCCCGCAUUGUUCAACCUGUACAUGAACGGGCUGAUUGAGGCGCUCAGCAGGCAGCAUGCCGGUUGUCAGGUGGACGGAGUGUGCGUAAAUAAUUUAAGCUACGCCGACGACAUGGUCCUGCUGAGCGCGUCAGUUUGCGGUCUUAGGCGGCUGUUACGAACAUGUGAGGAGUACGCUUUCAGUCAUGGGUUGAAAUAUAACGUGAAUAAAAGUAAAUUCAUGGUAUUUGAGACCGGCAAUAACAAACUGUCCAAUAUACCACCUGUUCUGCUUGGCGGGACUCGUUUGGAGCGUGUAUAUAGUUUUAAGUAUCUUGGGCACGUAGUUACGGCAGAUCUCAAAGAUGAUGAAGACAUGGAGCGGGAGCGGAGGGCGUUGUGUGUGAGGGCGAACAUGUUGGCUCGCAGGUUCGCGCGGUGCUCUAGCGGCGUAAAGUUAACUUUAUUCAAAGCAUACUGCACGUCGCUGUACACUUGUAACCUGUGGGCUAACUACACGCAGAAAGCGUACAACGCACUCCGCGUCCAAUAUAACAACGCCUUCAGGGCGGUGAUGGGGCUGCCUCGCUACUGCAGUGCGUCGGGCAUGUUUGCGGAGGCUCGAACGCCAUGCUUUCAUGCCACCAUGCGCGUGCGCGCAGCAUCUAUGGUACAGCGGGUGCGGAGCAGCUCCAACGCCGUCCUGGCGAUGAUCGCGGCCAGACUGGACUGUCCCUAUAUAAAGCACUGCUGCGACAGGCAUGUAAAAACUGGAAUAGGCUAGAUUUGUAGAUAAAUAGUUGUUAGUUAUGUUAGAAAUAGGUUAAUUAUUAUAUUAGGAAUUAUUAUUAUUUUAAAUCUGUACUCUAUGAGCAAUUGUGCUUGAAAUAAAUGCAUUU